ACGGGUUAUCAGAUGUUUGCUUGAACACAAGCAUAUUUCUUUUGUGCUACGAUUUCUCUUUAGAAAAGAGACACAACUCAAGCAAAAAUGGGCGAUUUUUCCACUCCACAAAAGGAGAUCACAUCACAUAGAGAUCUCAACAUUUUGAUCCAUCUGUGCAUUAUAAAUAGCUAGUAGGAGUAAGGAAUGGGUGGUGGUGGCCUGAGAGUAUUCAGCAAGGAAUCAUUUAGACCAGGACUGGAACAAGAAAUCCCAAUGGAUUAGAAAACAGCUAACGUGAUGUCAUCAGAGUAUGAAACACAAAAGGGGGAGGAUGGCCAACAUGCAAAUUUAGACUGGGCACUAGGACAAGACAGGCAAAGAGAUAAAGAAGAAAAGGAGAUCCAGAGGUGGAGACAGAGAGUAAAAUUUGCAAAGCCCAAAGGAGGAGUAAGACAGAUUUAGAGCAUCAGUGCGCCACACUACACCUCUGCUUCCAGAACCAGAUCCCAGAGAGGAAAUCUGUAUACAAUGGGAUUAAAGGAGCUCAUUAAGGACUUUUAUGUUGGAUUCUGGGAUUAUGAGACUCCGAAGAUAAUGGUGGUGAAAAACCAAACUCUCGGAAUCAUUUACAGAAUUGUGCAGUUCCUGGUAAUCACCUACUUCAUAUGGUAUGUGUUCAUCAGUCAGAAGGCCUACCAAGAGAGUGAGACGCGCCCAGAGAGCUCCAUCUACACCAAGAUGAAGGGGGUCGCCCUGGUGGGGGACACUGUGCAGGAUGUGGUGGAGUACGUCAGGCCGUCGGAGGGCGGUGAUGUCAUCAGCUCUAUCCUACGGAGAGAGAUCACGAUUGACCAGAGGCAGGGUGUGUGUGCAGAGCAUUACUCAGUCCCAGGUGCUAACUGUACAACUGACAGCGACUGCAUUGAGGAGGAUGCUGAUAUGGAUGGCAAUGGAAAAAGGACAGGCCGUUGCGUGCCAUACUACAACCACACCUUCAAGACCUGCGAGAUCAAGACGUGGUGCCCUAUCGAGGAAUUUGCUGCUGUCAGGGAGCCCCCAUUGGAGGAAGCAAUCAACUUCACUGUCUACAUCAAGAACACCAUCCACUUUCCCAAAUUCAGAGUGCUUAAAGGAAACGUCAAACCCAAUCAAAAGAGGUAUCUGGAACGCUGCACAUACAAUGAAGUCAAAGACAUCUACUGUCCAAUCUUCAGGCUGGGCUACAUUGCUGAGCAGGCCAGGGUGAAGUUCAGCGAGUUGUUGGAGACUGGAGCUGUGAUCGGGGUCUUCAUUAACUGGAAGUGUGAUCUGGACCUGGACCCCUCGGAGUGUAUCCCGAAGUACGCUUUCCGGCGGCUGGACAUCCGCAAGGACCCUUUAAUCCGUGGCUACAACUACAGGUUCGCCAAGUUCUACAGCAGGAACGGCAGCGAGUUCAGGACUCUGAUCAAAGCUUAUGGGAUAAGACUUGAUGUUAUCGUCCAUGGGGAGGCUGGGAAGUUCAGCAUCAUCCCCACAAUUAUCAACAUGGUGACCGCCUUGACAUCUGUGGGAAUAUGUUCCUUCCUCUGUGACUGGAUUCUGCUGACAUUCAUUGACAAGAAUGAGGUCUACAGUGAGAAGAAGUUUGACGAGGUCACCAACGAAACCUCCCAUAACACAGUGACUGAGGUAACUACAAUGAGCCAGGGCUCCACCCACACAGACCUGUCUGACAGCGUUGCUCUCUGACUCCGCCCACCUCCCACCCAGCUCCACACACAGAGGGACAGCACACAGUCUGCCAGAGUGGGCCUGAGAGACACCUCAGGACAUUGCUUCGCCUGGGGAGGACUGUGAGGAGGAUUGUUGUUGCCACUGAAGUCCCCUUGAACAUGAUGUCCAUCACUCUGAAGGAAGGAAGGUGGGGUUCUUCCAAGAACAACAGAGAACAGUAAUACAAGAUACAAUACAACAAAAUGCAAGAACCUUUAGCCACAGUUUCAGUUUCUCAAAAAAAAAUGGCACUAUAGAGGUUUAACUGUUGAAUGCCCAAAGAAUACAAGUUUUUUGGGGGGACAAACAACCAAUAUUGAGCCCACUAUCUGUCCUAAUGUAGACAAGCGAUAUUAUCAGAAGAGAUGAGAAAAGGCUUUUUUCCCUCUGUUUUAAAAUUUAAAAACCCCUUCCAUUCUUUCAAAAAGCAAACAGACGGAGCACUUCAAAUUCCCUAUUUAUAAGCUUACACAAUUUAAAUAAGCUAGGACUCAGAAAGGUUUUGGAAGUGAAAUGUGUAAGACAUCACUUCCUGUCUUAGAUUUACAAAGACCUGGACAAACAGAUGGCCGAGGGGAGGGGCUUUAUGGCUGACUUUGAAGUCUAAAUGAUUCAACAUAGUUGAAAUAAUCAUGACACUGACCAGAGAACAUUUCUUUCCCAACACACAGCUGCAAAACAGAUAUUAUUGCAAAGAGAAUAUUAAAACAUAAUGUUUAGGUAUGGGUAUGGGAACAUAUAAAAAGAUGUUUAGGUAUGGGAAAGUCUUUUCAAUAUCAGUUUUUGAAACCACACUAAAAUUAUGGGUGUAUAACACAUGUAUUCUGUGUACAUAUAAUACACAUGCUUUUACAGUAUCUUCAGUUUUUGAUUAAUGUAGGAUCUAUUACAUAAAAUAUAAUGAGGAACGUCCAUCCAUUUUCUAACAACUCCAAUUCAGAGCUGGAGCUGCAAGCACAGGGCGUCAGUCUGCCACAGGGCACACAUAGAUACAAACACAGAUAUGCACACACCAGCACCAGUUUUCCCAGAAGCCAAUUUACCUCUCCUUGGAUGUCUUUGGGGUGUGGGAGGAAACCAGAGUACCCAGAGGAAACAUACAGUAUGUGAACACACGGAGAACAUACAAACUCCACACAUGUAGCACCCCAGGUCCAGAAUUGAACCCUUGGCCCCAAUACUGUACCACAUUUACACCCAUGAAGAAAACAUCCCAAAGAAAAAGGUCAGUCACUCUCUCACUCUAAUGGUCAGCUGAAAGGGUCAUGGGAUGUUGGAAAUUUGUGCCCUCAAAAGUCUUAGAGCAGCUGCAGCUGCAGCAGGAACUACUACCAAACCAGGAAACCUGAGAUUUUAAGCAAUGAAAGGGUUUCAGAGUAAAGCAAGGAUCCAGAUCUGGACAAGUUUGAAAAAAAAAGCUAUUUUACAAUGCUGAAAAGCGAGCUGUUCAUUUUCUUCAAGGACAGAUGACUGAAAGUUCAAGGCCUGAAAAUGGAGUUAAAACAAGAAAAUGGAGCUAAAACAACAGCGCUUUAAAGCUUUUUAUAUAUUAAAGCAGCUUUGUUUUCUGUCACCUGCGAUAUGCCAGCCUUGUCUUCUAAAUGUUAAGUAAAUAUUUUAGAUAUUGCCAGUGAUAAAAGUACUUCAUUUUUAUACAAAGGCUUUAUCAAACCACUCCUAUGUAAAGAGGGAAAAAAUGUACUUGAAAGUAUUACUAUAAGCCUUUACAGAUUUUUAGAUAAUUGAUUGCUGUUAUUUUCAUGGACUUUUAUAUCUUAAGUUUGUCUCCCUUGAAUGGUUUUAUUAACUGCGUUACAUUUUACUUCUGUAACUUUUCUUACUGA
Molecule: messenger RNA, 3581 nt
Organism: Lepisosteus oculatus (spotted gar)
Lineage: Eukaryota; Metazoa; Chordata; Actinopteri; Semionotiformes; Lepisosteidae
Gene: p2rx2
Product: purinergic receptor P2X, ligand-gated ion channel, 2
Biological process (GO): calcium ion transmembrane transport; response to ATP
Cellular component (GO): nuclear inner membrane; plasma membrane; signaling receptor complex
Molecular function (GO): purinergic nucleotide receptor activity; ATP binding; extracellularly ATP-gated monoatomic cation channel activity
Source: RefSeq, a predicted model, not a curated record